AUGAAUGAUGAAACUUAUGUUAAGCUUUUAAGAAGGCAUGCAAUUUCUGUUGUUGAAAGACAUUUGUAUAAUUUUUCAAACAAUCUUACAAGUAUUCAAGACCUGGAAGAAAAAGUUAAAGCUGCUUGGUAUUCAAUUCCACCUUUAUAUUAUCGCAAAAUAGUUAAUAGUAUGCUCUGUCGAGUAAAAGCAUAUGAUGAUGUUGAUG
Cetraspora pellucida is the source of this 208-nucleotide messenger RNA. The record is from the annotation of a GenBank genome assembly. Lineage: Eukaryota; Fungi; Glomeromycota; Glomeromycetes; Diversisporales; Gigasporaceae.